Molecule: messenger RNA, 3915 nt
Organism: Maniola jurtina (meadow brown)
Lineage: Eukaryota; Metazoa; Arthropoda; Insecta; Lepidoptera; Nymphalidae
Product: mutS protein homolog 4-like
Exons: 19
Coding region: 104-3655 (1183 amino acids)
Biological process (GO): mismatch repair; reciprocal meiotic recombination
Cellular component (GO): nucleus
Molecular function (GO): ATP binding; ATP-dependent DNA damage sensor activity; mismatched DNA binding
Source: RefSeq, a predicted model, not a curated record
UGUAAUGGCGGGAAAAUUUUUAAAACUUUGUUUAUAAAACACUAUUGUAGUUGCCUUGCCAUCCACUGUUGGUAUCAUUAUUUAUUACAGUCGCAAAAAUAAAAUGAAUGUCGUAAAAAGAGAAAGACGGUGUACUAAAGCAUUAGCGAAACCUAAAAAUGAUUUAGUUCGAAAGGAUAAUGCGUUAGGUAUACGAAGCACGAUGGCUAUCCCUAGUACUUCUUACAAGUCGGUAAACUCGGCGCGUAAAAUGAGUAAAGACCCCGAACCCCGAUAUCAGUUCAAUGAGCAAAACCUUGCUACACCUAAAAAGUCGACGAUGGGUCCACCGUCCGGGCCUCCCCCGAGCUUCCAACGAAGAUUAUUUCAUAAUUCAACAUCUUCAAAACCGGAAUCCUCAUCGAGUGGACCAGCGCAUGCUCGUGUAUUAGUCAGUGAUUCAGCACCUGUCGACAGUUCGGAUUUCAAAACGCCAAAAAACAGACCUACUGCCCUUAGAUAUAUAAGCAGUAGCAGCAGAGGUGGUCAUAGUGAUACAAGAUCGGCUAGGUCUACGAGCACAUCCGUCGCACAAGCCAGUGUAAUAUUAGCGAUAUGCGAAGGUCGCGGGAUGGCUCGAGGUGAAAUAGGCAUGGCAGCAAUAGAUCUUCGCCAUCCUCACCUCGUCUUGUGCCAGUUCAGCGAUACAUUGCUGUACACGCAUACGCUCACCAAGAUCAACUACUUUAAUCCUGUGGAGAUAAUAGUCCCACACACUUUUUGCGAAGGUGUUCAACCGAGUCAGCUUUACAAACUGAUCAAGGAUCAAUAUCCCUUUGUAAAUGUAACAGCCGUGCAAAGACGGCAUUUCAAUGAUGCAGCUGGUCGUCAGAACAUACAAACACUCUGUGCUCCUCAAUACAGCGCUGUGUAUCUUCAAGUUCUACAUAAAUUUUACGCACUCACAGCUGCAGCAGCAGUUCUAAAAUACGUAGAAUAUAUUCAGUGCAUAGUUUUUGCUAGAGAAUCAUUGAAAAUAGAGUAUCACUCAUCUGAAAACACUAUGAUUAUUGAUGUAGGUACAGCAACUCAACUAGAGCUUGUUCAUCCAUUAGUACCAUCUGCUGGACCUACUUGUUGUCUCUUAGGAGUUUUAGGUCCAACAUACACUGUUGGUGGUAUCAGGGCUCUUAGAGCUGCUAUACUCCAACCAUCAUGCAAUAAGGAAUUCAUUGAAGCUAGACUUGACUCAGUUCAAGAGUUGAUUGAAAGUGAAACAGGACUAAUGGCAGACUUACAGGAUGUUAUUAAAAAGUUAUCGGAAAUAGAUAAAAUUCUAUUUCUGUGCAUCGAAACACCCAAUCAGAAUAUGGACAAAUACGGUGAAGCUCAGUUGAAUCAAACACUUCUUUUAAAAACUACUAUGGAAAUGGUUCCAAAAUUACUGGAAGCAAUGAAAUCGGUCGAAAGUGGAAAGUUAAGGAAAAUAAAGAUGGAUUUCGAAAAUCAACAUUAUGAGCAAAUAGCUGACAGAAUUCGUAACGUAAUACAAGAUGAAGCUCAUUUAGAGAAAGGAGCAAUGGGAAGUCUCCAGCGUUGCUUUGCAGUGAAACCAGAAAUAAACGGCCUUCUAGACGUAGCUAGAAGAACUUACUCCGAACUUGUAGAUGACAUACAAAAGAUCGUAGAGCAACUAAGUGAGACAUAUGAUCUACCUAUUCGCCUGAACCAGAAUGUUAUGAAAGGAUUCCAUAUUGUUCUACCAGUCGCUCCGAAGAAUCGAAGGCAUUUCAACGUUGAAGAUUUACCUCCAAUUUUCAUCCAGGUGGUUUUCAAUGGUGCAAGUGUAACGAUGACUAUUGAAGAGCUAGUUGUGCUAGACCACCAAGCCAAGGAGUCGUUAAAUGAAAUACAGAAGAUGAGCAAUAUCGUCAUUUCAACCUUACUAAAAGAACUUCGUCCUUUUAUGGCUAGUCUCUAUAAACUUUGUGAAGAUGUUGCGGAAUUGGAUAUUUUGCUAGCAAUGGCAAAAGCCAGUACAGUAGGCUCAUACGUAAGACCUGAAUUCGACAAUUAUUUAGAAGUUAGAAACAGCGUGCAUCCACUUUUGGACUAUAACACUCAGGUUACGCCUGUCCCAAAUGAUAUCUUAGCUACCCCUGAGCAUAAUUUCACAAUAAUAACUGGACCAAAUAUGGGAGGCAAGAGCAUUUAUAUAAAACAAAUUGCUAUUAUGCAAAUAAUGGCACAACUAGGUUGCUUCUUGCCUGCAACAAACGCUGUACUGAGGUUAUGUGAUCGCUUGUUUUCAAGAAUUGGAUUCAACGACAGUGUGGAGUUCAAUGCUUCUACUUACGUUAUUGAGAUGAAGGAAACCCAACACAUAUUAAAGGGACUGACUUCAACUAGCUUGGUUAUUAUCGACGAAUUGUGCAGAGGAACUAGUGUGGAAGAAGGAACUAGUAUGGCUUGGGCGAUUUGUGAGCAACUUAUAUUGAGUGAAGCCUUUACAUUUUUUACAACACACUUUUUAUACCUUACCAGACUUCAAGAUUUGUAUUAUAACGUUAUCAACCGGCAUACAGCAGUAACUGAAGAAACAGUGAAUUCAGGUUCAGAGAGAAGAUUAGUUUACCAGCAUAAAAUUGAGAUGGGAAUAACAAAAAUUGAACAUUAUGGUUUAGCUUUGGCUGCUAAAACCAAUUUACCGGACGAUACUGUUAACUUGGCAAAAGAACUUGCUGAAGUAAUUAAUAGAAAUAGACAGCCACAAGUUUUAAAAUUACCAAAUAAAACUGAAGGACAGCUAUUAUAUGAAUUAAAUGCAAGAAUUAGAAACGAAAUCCGAAAAAACAAUAACGAUUCAGUGAAAAUGAUUUUGCAACAAUUUAAGAAUGAUAAUCAUCAACUUGUCGAAAAAAUGCGAGCAGAAAGGAGCACAGUAAGUUACAGAUCUGAUACUAAUCCUAAUAACAGUAUAUCAGAAAAUAUGAAUAAAUCCGAAGAAACCAAUAAUUUGAGGAAAACUCAAGUUACAAAUAAUAAGAAAGUAUUUAAACCUCCUCUGAAAAUCAGUUCCACUUCAACAACCGGAUACACAAAUUCAGAUUUAGAAUCAAAUAAUCGAAACCUGUAUGCUACAGUAAAAUCAUCGACUGAUAUGCUGAGCACUAUAAUUGAAUCUAAUAAAGACAAUAACUUGGAAUUCGAUCCUACACAUACAAGUUUAAAAGAAAAUAUGACAAUACAAGAUAAUAGAUCUGAAUUAAACAAUCGAAUAAUUGGAAGCCCUAAAGUAACAACACCAGAAAACCUUCGCAACAAUGAUGGUAACUCAAUGACUAAAUUGAAUGGAACUGAUUCAAUUGGAAACGCUCUAGCAUUGGAUAUAGAAGAUAUAGAUAUCAAUAAUAUGGAAGAUGUGAUACAAACCAGCGAUGUAGAAAUGAAUAGCGAAAGCAACACAUCUAUCGAUUCUGAUAUAGCAUCGGCACCAACACAACUUGUAGAAGAACAAUCACAAUAUUUUAUGGAGACAGAUCAUAGUCCGACGUUAUCCGAUCAAGAGUUGAUAAAAGAGACUGUGAAUGAAAUUACUGAAGAGUUAAACAGCAAUAUGACAUUUGACGAAACUAUUGAGACCCUAAUUCUUACACCACCAUUAGAAUUUAGAUGAAAAUGCAUUUCGAUUUUGUGCAUUCAAUGCAGCCGUUUGAUACCUAAACCUAAGAUGAUAAUAAAUCUAAUUCUGUACUGUAUAGAAUAGAGUUCCGUGGAAGUUUCAUCAUGUAAAUCUGUACACCAUCUGAAAUUCAUAGAAACAGCUAUUAUAACUACCUAGUUAGUUACUUAGUUUAGUUUAGCAUAUUUUGUUAGAUAUCUGGAUACGUAAUAAUAAAUCCGUUUUAAUUAAAAGUGGUUAUUAUUAAUCUUUGU